AUGUUCUCGCACAUUCCAGGCGUUGAUCACAAAGAGACCUAUUUUCAACUUUCACAAAACGAGAUGCGCUCCUUGUCUCUUCUCGCCCGCCUCGGGCUCACCAGCCUCGUCGCCGCUUCCACCCUGGCCGUCCACCAAGCGCCCGGCGCGCAAAACGUCGUCUACUGGGGCCAAAACGGCGGCGGAACCAUUGAGAACAACGACCUCGGCGCCUACUGCCAGUCCAACUCGGGCAUCGACGUGCUCGUGCUGGCCUUUCUCUACCAGUUUGGCCAUGACAACACCAUCCCGUCGGGCACCGUCGGCCAGUCGUGCUCCAUCAGCAACGCCGGCGCGGGCCAGAACUGCGAGGCGCUGGUGGCGGCUAUUGGCAAGUGCCAAGCCGCCGGCGUCAAGAUUGUGCUCUCGCUCGGAGGCGCCACCAGCUCGUACUCGCUGCAGUCGCAGGCGCAGGCCGAGAAGAUUGGCCAGUACCUCUGGGACUCGUACGGCAACUCGGGCAACACGAAGGUGCAGCGCCCAUUUGGCAAGAAUGCGGUGGACGGCUUUGACUUUGACAUUGAGCUGAAUGGCGGCAGCAGCCAGUACUACCAGUACAUGAUUGCGAAGCUCCGUCAGAACUUUGCCAAGGACUCUUCCAAGAAAUAUGUCAUUACGGGUGCUCCCCAGUGCCCGAUUCCGGAGCCUAACAUGGGCGAGAUUAUCGCCAAAAGCCAGUUUGACUACCUCUUUGUCCAGUUUUACAACAAUAACAACUACAGCGUCCCGUGCGCUCUGCCCAUCAACGGCAACGCGCCGUUCAACUACAAUAACUGGACCAGCUUCAUCGCCUCGACGCCGUCCAAGGAUGCCAAAAUCUUCAUCGGCGUCCCGGCCUCGACCCUGGCGGCCAACGGCAGCCCCAGCGGCGCCACCUACUACGCUACGCCCGCCCAGCUGGCGACCAUUGUCAACGACUACAAGAGCGACGCGCACUUUGGCGGCAUCAUGAUGUGGAGCGCGGGCUUCUCCGACUCCAACGUCAUCAACGGCUGCACGUAUGCCCAAGAGGCCAAACAUAUUCUCGUCAACGGCGGUCCUUGCGGCUCCGGCGGCCCGCCGCCUCCUAGCAGCACCACCAGCGCUCCGCCCGGCGGCAGCCCGCUCUUCGCCGCCGGGUUCGUCCCCAACUGGCACAGUGCCUCAAUGGGGUCAGUGCGGCGGGCAAGGAUACAAUGGACCGACCGGGUGCCAGGCCCCAUUUACUUGCAAGAAGUCGAGUGA
Molecule: messenger RNA, 1263 nt
Organism: Cordyceps militaris CM01
Lineage: Eukaryota; Fungi; Ascomycota; Sordariomycetes; Hypocreales; Cordycipitaceae
Product: chitinase 3 precursor, putative
Exons: 4
Coding region: 1-1263 (420 amino acids)
Biological process (GO): carbohydrate metabolic process
Cellular component (GO): extracellular region
Molecular function (GO): chitinase activity
Source: RefSeq, a predicted model, not a curated record